AUGCAAGAAUUCCCGCUACCAACGCAGGGAGCCUCCCUGAUCCUUGCCUUCCGACCGCAGACAACCCUCAUCAUUGGUGCUGGACCAUUAGCAGCAACCAGGGCCUUCUCAGCUCUCGAAACCGGCUCGACCGUAACGAUUUUGGUCAAUGGAGGUCUCACCUCUGCCUGUGAGGAGCUGAAAUGGCGCUUUGAACACGGACAGCUCGACAUCGUCGACUGGGACCUGUUGCGGUCCGAAUAUCAGCCCGAAUCCGACAUCGAAGCACUACGGCAUUUUCUCGACCAAUUCUCUACUGUUUCCCUCGCCUGCAUCACCGACACUGUCAUUGGAAGUGCUGGAAGAAGAACAAGGCACGAAUCCGAAGAGCUCUAUCGCCUAUUCCAGUCCCGAAACAUCCCAGUUAACACUACCGACAUGCCGGAACUUUGCGACUUCACCUUCACCUCGACACACCGCUUCGUCGACCCCGUCUCGGGUUCUUCUUCACCACUUCAAGUUGGAGUCACGACCAACGGACAGGGAUGUCGUCUCGCAUCACGGUUACGAAGAGACAUUGUCUCUAAAUUGCCCGCUGAUGUAGGCACGGCUGCUGCCAAUGUUGGACAUCUUCGAACACUCGCCAAGGCCUCCGCUGAGCCACUAAAGGCCAAGCAGGGCGAUCUACCUGAGGAGGAAGUAGGAUUCGACGAGAUAGAAGAAGACAAUGUCGUCACCACCCCUAAUCGACCUGUUCCCUCCAGAUCUACGACAGAAUCAGAAGUCGAAAGCGCCAAGCGUCGUAUGAAAUGGGUGGCCCAAGUCAGCGAGUAUUGGCCGCUAUCCAAGCUCUCUGCUCUGACGACACCUGAAAUGGACAAAUUGCUCGAUGGCGAAUUCUCCCAGCUCUCCCUCCCGUCCCCCAACACUUCUAUUCAUUCGCUAUCACCGCCAAAGCAAGGAAAAAUCUUCCUCGUCGGUUCUGGUCCCGGCCAUCCAUCACUCCUAACCAUCGCAACACAUACCGUCCUGACGCGGGUGGCAGAUAUCGUCCUGUCAGACAAGCUUGUCCCAGACGCUGUUUUGGCGUUGAUCCCCAAGCACGUUGAGGUUCGCAUCGCCAGGAAAUUCCCUGGAAAUGCCGAAGCUGCCCAAAAUGAAAUGAUGGAAGCUGCCGUUGAAGCUGCCAGUCGAGGUUUCAAUGUCGUCCGACUGAAACAGGGAGAUCCUGUCGUGUACGGCCGGGCAGGCGAGGAAGUACUCUAUUUCCGUUCGCAUGGCUUUGAGCCGUUGGUUGUUCCCGGUGUCAGCUCUGCUCUGGCAGGACCUACGUUCGCGGGAAUUCCGGUUACCCAGAGGGGUGUGGCGGAAUCGUUCAUUGUGUGCACUGGCGUGGGGAGGAAGGGGAAGGAGAUUCGGCUUCCUGGCUACGAGCGGGGCCGGACACUGCUCAUCUUGAUGGGUGUAGCUCGAUUGGCCCAGGUCGUCCAGUCGCUGACCAGCCCGGAACCAGGUUCUCGUCGGGAUGGCUCUGCUUAUCCCCUACACACGCCUAUCGCAAUCAUCGAGCGAGCGUCCAUGCCGGACCAGCGGGUCGUCAGCUCCACUCUACGUGAUAUCGUGAAAGCUUUGGAAAGUUCAGGGGAGCAGAGACCUCCUGGGAUGAUUCUGGUGGGGUGGUCGGUGAUUGCGCUGUACGGAAAGGGAGAUACUUCUGUUCUUGAUGAUUGUGGUGAAGAAGAAGAUGAGAAGCGAAUACAGAGGUGGUUAGGUGGGGACCAGGCUACUGGGUGGCGGGUGCAGACGGGGAUCGACGACAAAUGGGACCUUUUCUGAUGCUUUUUUUUUUCUUUCUCUUGGUUUGGGGUGCAGAUGUCGAAAUCUAGACACACGACUG
Coprinopsis cinerea okayama7#130 is the source of this 1876-nucleotide messenger RNA. Its product is annotated as uroporphyrin-III C-methyltransferase. The transcript is spliced from 2 exons. Gene Ontology annotation, biological process: sulfate assimilation; siroheme biosynthetic process. Gene Ontology annotation, molecular function: uroporphyrin-III C-methyltransferase activity. Lineage: Eukaryota; Fungi; Basidiomycota; Agaricomycetes; Agaricales; Psathyrellaceae. The record is from RefSeq and is a predicted model, not a curated record. Bases 1 to 1815 code for a protein of 604 amino acids.